Molecule: messenger RNA, 1594 nt
Organism: Somion occarium
Lineage: Eukaryota; Fungi; Basidiomycota; Agaricomycetes; Polyporales; Cerrenaceae
Source: the annotation of a GenBank genome assembly
GAAACCGGAAUCAGUUAAUCAUGACAAGGAGAAGUGCAUGAGCGCCUAAUUUGAUCGUGUUCUAUAUACUCGAUCUUGAAAGCGGUACAGUACCACCAGAAUCAAUCUCACUUCCGUUUUGUUUCCUCUUCAUACAUCUCUUUUCUCUGCAAUCAUCUUACUUGUAACCAUAUACAACUAGCUAGACAAGUUUCUUUUUCCCCAGUACUUCGACGAUGAGCUCCGGUGUCCUUCCUCCUGCUCCUCCUUCCCCCGGUGUCGGUGCACGGCGCAAAGGGCCAAAAGGCCAUGUCUUACCCACUCUCCCCCUGUCAGCUUUUACUCCCCCGAAUAGUGGUACAUCUGAGCAAUUCCCUCGCCCACCAAGCCCUAGCACAAUCCAGCCAGAGAAAGUGAUCGAUGCGAACGUGAUUGCUCCUACCCGCGAUUUGAGUCGAUGGAAGAAAGAGAUUGGACAGGAGCUGAACGAUGAGAAGAUCGGAGGUGUUGUGAUCAACUUGACUGGUGUCGCUCCUGAUGCGAUUGAGAAGGCGGUGGCAGGUAUUUCCGCUUCUUCAACUUCAAUGCCUGUCGUUGGCAUCUUGGUCCCAUUCUCUCUUGAGAACGGCGCACCGGAUAGCAUACCUGCCUAUCUUUCUGGAUCAUCGCAACCACCUGUCAUUUUGGCGUCGACAUACGCGAAGUCCACACCGAAAGCUGUCGAAGCGCUCAACUGGGCUCUCACAAAUGGCUUCUCUGUCGAUCUUGACAUUCAAGCAAACCUACGGGACGGCGAGGGCGAAUGGGAAGCAUUAGAGGAUUUCUUCGCCAACGCCAUCCCAAGGUCAUCGCCAAUCCCUGACGCCAAAGUAUUCUUGUCUGUUAUAGCGAACCUUCUACCACCUCCAGAUGACUUCUCGUUACCUAUCGUCAAGCUUCUUACUCACCCUACAUAUCAAGCCUAUCAAUCACACACCGCGGCGCUUUCCCUGUAUUCCAAUGUUUUCAUCAAGUUCCUUCCCCCGGUCUGGGGCACGCCUACACCUCCCACUCCAGCUCCUACUCAAACAACGACACCCAGUUCAUCAGAUGCUACCACUCCUGGGGGUGCGUCUGCCCCCUCAGGAAGGGACACAACGGAGAAGAAGGAAUGGAAGCGUAGGAUCAAGAUGUACAUUGGCCCUGCACUUGAAGCAUUUGGAUUCCAAAGAAUCAUCUACGGAUCUUCACCGUCGCCUUUAUCUCACUCUGCUUCCAAUGCCGGUGAUUGGUACGAACUCGCUCGCGAGUCGUUCGCAGAGCUCGGUGUCGAGCAGGAAGGUGUCGAUGCUGUCUUCUAUGGCAAUGCGAAGCGCGCCUUCGGUUUGUCAUAGUAGGGCCGGUGAAGUACAUGAAAGGAAGGGUUCAAGUCCUGUUCAGUGAUAUAGCGAUAGGGAUAUAAACGAAUGGAUAUAUAUGAUAGUAGAACGACGGGAUGUGUAUGUAUAACUUGGUUGUACGAAAUUACUUAUUUAUACCAUGUACUAAACCACACUGACUGAAUUGCAACCCUGAGCCCUUCUAAUAAGCGAUGAAGGCGAACUGAAGGCGAAUCAAAGUAUGCAACCUCAGCGAC